Phycodurus eques (leafy seadragon) is the source of this 4020-nucleotide messenger RNA. RefSeq names its product PAS domain containing serine/threonine kinase (gene pask). Bases 306 to 3911 code for a protein of 1201 amino acids. The record is from RefSeq and is a predicted model, not a curated record. Gene Ontology annotation, biological process: intracellular signal transduction; negative regulation of glycogen biosynthetic process; protein phosphorylation. Lineage: Eukaryota; Metazoa; Chordata; Actinopteri; Syngnathiformes; Syngnathidae. Gene Ontology annotation, molecular function: ATP binding; protein serine/threonine kinase activity. Gene Ontology annotation, cellular component: nucleus; cytoplasm; cytosol. The transcript has 21 exons.
GCUGGAACUGGAAGCCCGCGAUUUACGAAAGUUGUUAUAAAGUUUAGCGAGCUAAACACAAAGUAUUGGUUCCAAACUUUCCCCUGCACAUGUAAUCGACGUCUUAAAAACAGCUGUGGCUGCCUUUACUCCGUAUUGAGGUCGUUGAAACGCAACUGUACGUUUGUAGCGCCAUUAGCAGCUAGCAUGCUCACUUGACUAAGCUAAAAACGCAGGAGUCGUUACCUUGUCGACUAUCGUCAACGAACCACAACGCCCUUUGAAAGAGUUUCCCUGUGAUUUUAGCUGGAGACCCGACAAGAACAAUGUCGCUCGCCAACGAGGCUCGCUUUGAAGGCGCACGGCACUUUGCGGAGAAAGGAGCCACUAUUUGCGUGGUACCCGAUCUCUCCUCAGCCCUGUUAGACUGCGAGUUUGACUUGAACAGGUCCUACCCCUGUGCCCAGAGACCACUACAGAAAAGAAACAUGUUGGAAUUGCAGCGACGUUAUUACUGUGGAUCAUCCGCAGGAGUGAGAGAGAACCGAAAGUCUUACAUUCAUUCUGACUCCAACAUUUCUAUUGACGCCUUACCACACUUGCCCACAAUGUCGGAGACGGAAGACGAGCUUUAUGGUCAAGUUAUAUCGACAGAUUUUGGGCUGUCUGUCUCGCCACUGGCCCUCAACCCAAACAAAGUGCUUCUGACUGUAGAUCACAAAAGCCGAGAGAUUUUAUCUGCCAAUGAUGAGGCCUGCAAACUGUUUGCGUGUACCCCCGAUGAGUUGAAUGGAAAAAAGCUGAUGUGUGUUUUGAAGAAAACAACUCAGGUCUUGGAAGAAGCGUUGCCUGGGGACUUUCUGCUGAUGGAUGGUAGUGUUGCAUCUGUAUCUGGAAAAGUGGUUGAUGUUGUCACAAUGUCUGGUGAGAUGCCAAUGUUGGUGUACACCCACAGAGCGUCAGAAAAUGGGGAACAUCUGCUUGUCAAGAUGGAGCAUGUGGAACGGAUUUCCACUUCUCUGACAUUUACUCAAGAUGGGAAUAUUAUUACCUGUGACUCUGCAUUUGCUCAUCUCCAUGGAUACCACCAGCCUGAGGACUUAAAAGGACUUUCUGUUAUGGAGCUAAUCCCCUCCUUACAAAUCCCCUUACACUGUCAGGCAUUGCCCAAAAUGCUGAGGGUUCAGAGAGUGUGUGGUAAAAGUAGAGAAGGUGCAUCAGUGCCGCUGUGCAUUAAGCUUCAGGGGGCUGUCCAGUGCGCAAGACCCAAUCAACAACACGGUGGGCCGAGCCUUGCGUGGUCUACAGAAAGUCUUGACAGAGAAGAUGCACGCAAGACGGAAGACUUGCACCCCGAACAAUGCCUCAAAGGAGUGAGCAGGGUCCUCUCCCCCAGGCCCACACUGGAGUACAAUGGAAGAGUCUGGGCAUUUACCCCAGUGAAUGGCCUCCUCCUCCUGAAAGCUGACGGCUCAAUCUGCAGCGUCCACAAUCAACAGGCUCUCAGUCUGUUUGGCUACAGCAGGAACGAGCUGCUAGGAAAGUGUGUAACUUUCCUCAUGCCCGGUUUCUAUGGAUGGAUGUCCGAUUCGGUCAGGAAGAUCAGCCCCUUCCCCCAGUCUCAAGCAGAGGCUGGCAAAAGUACAGCAAAAUCUGUCAUCGACCCAUCCUCGCUGGUGGCCGGAGACAUGGCCAUGGUGCACGAGGCCUGCCGACAGAGAUCCUCCACAGGGAGAGGCAGAAUCUUCACGGGGAACUGCACUAGGUUGGAAAAACAAGGAAGUGCUCUGUCCACGCUGUCCCAUCCUGCUGUCUCCUCUACACGCGUGUUUAAUGGCAAUAACACUGAAGAGCUGUUGGAGCAGGCGGCCCAGGUAGUGGCAGCCAGUAGCCACUCCUCAGACACCGGUGAUACCACUGAGGCUCUCCUGAAAACUUUUGCAUGGGUGGAUGGCCCAGAGGGAGACACCACCUGCACACGUCCCACUGAACAACUGGGAGCUACACAUGAACAGCUGCUUCUGGAAAAUGACAUCAUUGCAAGCACUCCCACUCAGAAUAGACAUGCUUUAGGAAGUGGGGGUGUCAAGACUUCUGGUGUGGCUAAAGACGGACGCUCAUGUGCAUCCGUCAUGCAAGAUUCUAGCUUUGAGGUCAUUUCAAUGGACAGCAGGUCUUCCUCUGGCUUUUGUGAAAAGUUUGCUGGCAAUGGUGGUUCUGAUCCAUGCCAGGCAGAGGUCAGCUAUUUCCUGGACAUCAACAGCAAUGGCGAUCUGGUGACCCGUGCCCUAGCCGACCUGGAUCUGAGCAGUGCGGUUCUUGUCAGCGUCCAAGGGGGCGAUGAUGAAAAUCAACUCUCCAUGACAUCCUGCAAUACGGCCGAGCUCCUACGCACACCGUCCCCAUGCGGUCUCGACCCGGAAGACCAGCCCGUCAACCCCGAUAAUGAGACCAAAAAACGCUCGACUAAAGAGCAGUUGGAGAAACAGGCUGGUAUGGAUCAGUGGCCCGCUCUCUCUUCCAUUUACAAAGAAAGUGGCCAGCAAUUCUGCUUAAACGGGCAUAAUGGUGAGGUUCAGUCAACGAUGGACCUUCCUGCUACGUCCACCCCAAAGAAACAGAAGAUGAAAGAGGGCGCACUCAAGUUAGACACCACGCAGUUACUGGAGGGUCGAUUUGAAGGAAGUGCUUACCACAGAGAUGGCACAAGAGUUGAGGUGCAAUGUGACGUGGUCAGAGCUGAUCUUCCCGGUGGCAGCCUAAUGUUCUGCGUGUGGAUGAGCAGACCCGGGCAGCAGGGGUCAAUGUUGCAAAGCGAUCGAUCUCUGCUCGAAAAAUCAGCAGCCAGUCUUGGAGAGAGGAUUGGUGAGGUGUGUCAUGGUGAGGCGCUGCGCUCCACGUUGGACCUUGAACAUUCCCGGGCAUGUGAUGGGGAGUUUGAAGAAGAGUACAAGCCUAUUAAAGCUGUCGGUAAAGGAGCCUUCGGGUUUGUCUGGAAGGCAAUCAGACGCUGUGAUGGACAAGAAACUAUAGUGAAGUUCAUCAGCAAGGCGAGGAUCAUGAGGGACUGCUGGGUAGAUGACCCCAUGUUGGGUCGAGUCAGUCAGGAGAUCGCAAUCCUGACUUGUGUGCAACACCACAACAUUGUCAAGGUACUGGAGGUGUUUGAGAACGGCAGUUACUUCCAGAUGGUUAUGGAGAAACACGGAGACGGUUUGGAUCUCUUUGAAUUCAUCGACAUGCAGCCGCGGCUGGACGAGCCCCUCGCCAGCUACAUCUUUCGACAGCUGGUAGCAGCAGUCUUCUAUUUAAGGACAAAGAACAUUCUGCACAGAGACAUUAAAGAUGAGAACAUCAUCAUUGACAAGUGUUUCCACAUUCGCCUCAUCGACUUUGGCUCUGCGGCCAUGAUGGUUCCAGGAAAGCUCUUUUACAAUUUCUGCGGGACAUUGGAGUACUGCUCCCCAGAAGUGCUUAAAGGAAACCCCUAUGAGGGGCCGGAGUUGGAGAUGUGGUCUCUGGGGGUUUUGCUCUACACACUGCUGUUCAGUGAGAACCCCUUCAGUGGUGUGGCUGAGAUCCUAGAUGCCAAACUCAAGCCCCCUUUUCCCCUCUCCUCAGAACUGACCAGUGUGUUACGUGGGCUGCUGCACCCUGAGCCCACCCAAAGGAUGACGCUGGACCAGUUACUUCUACAGUCCUGGGUCAGCCAGCCCAUUUCUAUGGCUGAGUACACCUGGACGGAGGUGUUCCCUGCAACUCACAGCAAUUGCUCACUGCAGCACCAAGAUGCCAUUCCUCAAAGAUAUGCAGGACAAGACUUGUUCCCAGAUCAAGGUGAUGGCACUCUUCCAGGUGAGGAAGAUGAGGAAGACCGGUUGUCCAUGAUGGCCCUGGAAUCUGAGCUCCAGAAGUACCUCAAUGAAAACUAGAGACUGAAUAAAAGCCCAGACGUUCAGCCAACAUUUCCUUUGUCUGUAGCAGUUACUGGAACAAAGGUAAAGUACAUUUUGUGUGGCAACCUUUGAUUUUAUUCUGUAG